Molecule: messenger RNA, 5730 nt
Organism: Mangifera indica (mango)
Lineage: Eukaryota; Viridiplantae; Streptophyta; Magnoliopsida; Sapindales; Anacardiaceae
Product: pentatricopeptide repeat-containing protein At5g62370
Exons: 3
Coding region: 214-3183 (989 amino acids)
Cellular component (GO): chloroplast
Molecular function (GO): protein binding
Source: RefSeq, a predicted model, not a curated record
CCCUGUAUUGAAGCCAGUUGAAUCAACAGUCAGCGUCGGGGUUUAGAACCAAACACAACCCAGUCGGUAAGGGUUUUAGCCAGCUCAGUCGUCGCCCCGCCACUAACCCAACGGCACAGCUCCAUCUUUUUUUCUUUUCUUUACUUCUCUCAAUAUUCAAAAUUUCUACUUCUAUAACCACGCAGCCCUUAAACAAAAUUUCCAAAACAAAAAAUGAUUACAAAACGAACUAGUUCAUGUUACAACUGGUUGAAAAGCAGAAGAAGAAGAAGAAGAAUUAGCACAUGUACAAUACAACUGGAGCCCUCGGCAGUUGUACAAUCAACCUCCAAUGACCACAAAUCACUUUGUCUUUCAUUAGCGGAACAAUUAAUUAAACGUGGGUUAGUACCAACAGCCCAAAAAGUCAUUCGCCGCAUCAUUGCUAAUUCUGCCUCUGUUUCUGAUGCUGUUUCGGUUGUUAAUUUUGCCAAUGUUCGUGGCGUGGACCUUGAUAUAGGUUGCUAUGGUGCUAUCAUAAAGAAAUUGAUAGAAUCUGGUCGAUACCAAUUGGCACUUUCGCUUUAUUGUCAAAAUAUUGUUGCUGCAGGUAUUGAUCCUGACCCAGCUGUUUUGAAUUAUAUGGUUAUUUGUUACUGUGAGAUAGGUGAAUUAGAGGAUGCAAUGAAACAUUUUGAUAGAAUUUUUUCGAUGGGUUCUCUUCCUGUUAAACCUGCUUGUAAUGCUAUUCUUAGAGAGUUAUAUGCGCAAGAAAAAUUUUUGGAGGCUUUUGAUUAUUUUGUUAGGAUUCAUGAUGCUGGUAUAAACAAGGGUUUUUCUUCUUAUAAUAUUUUGAUUGAUGGGUUGUGUUAUCAAGGGUAUUUAAAUGAAGCCAUGUGUUUGUUUGAUAUGAUUCGGAAAAGAGCAGGAUUGACACCUAGUCUUCAUUUAUAUAAGUCUUUGUUUUAUGGUCUUUGUAAAAGAGGGUGGGCUGUGGAGGCUGAGUCAUUGUUUGAAGAAAUGGAGUCACAGGGCUUCUUUGUAGAUAAGAUGAUGUAUACAUCUUUGAUGAAUGGGUAUAGUAAGGAUAGGAAGAUGAAAAUGGCGAUGCGAGUUUUUUUUAGAAUGCUCAAGACAGGUUGUGAGCCGGACAAUUAUUCUUGUAACACUUUAAUUCAUGGUUUUUUUACUAUGGGUUUGUUUGAUAAAGGAUGGGUAUUAUUCAACCAAAUGAUUGAGUGGGGAUUGCAUCCAAAUGCAGUGACCUAUCAUAUUAUGAUUAGUAAUUAUUGCAGGGAUCGGAAUGUAGAUUGUGCUUUGAUUCUUUUAAAUAACAUGGUAAGUCAAGGUGUAGCUCCCAAUGUGCACUGUUACACAGAUGUGAUUGCUUCUCUUUACAAGGAGAAUAGGCUGACAGAGAUAGAGGAAUUGUACAAAAACAUGCUGGAAAAUGGGGUUGUUCCUGACCAUGUGCUAUCCUUUAUCCUCAUGAAGAAGUCUCCUAAGGGUCAAGAGCUUCAGCUUGCCCUUAUGGUGUUGCAGGCAAUUGCCAAGAAUGGAUGUGGUAUUGAUCCUCUGGCUAUCUCAACCUACACUACUCUGAAUGCUACUGGGGAUUUGAAGAAAGCAAUUGAGCUUCUGAUUGGGGAAAUUGUGAAAAGCAACCUAAAUCUUGCUAAUGUGGCAUUUGGUAUCUAUAUCAGUGCCUUGUGUGAGGUUGGUGAAUCAGAUUGUGCUUUCCUUUGCAUGGAUAAAUUGGUUAGUCUUGGAUGCAGACCUUUGCUUUUUACUUAUAACUCUUUGAUCAAGUGCCUUUGCCAGGAGGGACUUUUUGAGGAUGCCAAUUCCUUAAUUGAACUUAUGCAAGACUCUGGUACAGCUCCAGAUACGGUUACUUAUUUGAUAAUGGUAUGUGAAUACUGUAAACAAGGAGAUAUAGCUUCAAGCUGUGAUGUUUUGGACCAAAUGGAUAUGAGAGGCCUGAAGCCUGGUGUUUCUAUCUAUGACAGAAUAAUUGGUUGUCUUUUCAGUGAAAAAAGGAUUGUCGAAGCAGAAAAUAUGUUCAAGAGAAUGCUGGAGGCAGGUGUGGUUCCUGAUGAGGUUGUCUAUAUGACAAUGAUCAAUGGAUACUCCAAAAAUGGAAAAGCUCUUGAAGCUCGCCAGUUGUUUGAGAAAAUGAUAGAGAGUUCAAUCCAACCAAGUUCUUAUUCUUACACUUCCCUGAUCAGUGGACUGGUGAAGAAAGGUAUGAUAGACAAGGGAUGCAUGUACCUUGAUAGGAUGUUAGGAGAUGGGCUUGUGCCAAAUGUUGUGCUCUAUACCUCUCUUAUCAAUCAUUUUUUAAGGAGUGGGGACUUUGAAUUUGCCUUUAGACUAGUUGAUUUGGUGGAUAGAAACCAGAUAGGAAGUGAUUUGAUCAUGUAUAUUACUUUGGUCAGUGGUGUUUGUAGACAUAUGACUGGUAGAAAAAGAUUCUUUGAUGUUGACAGAGGAGCUGAAAAUGCUAGGGAAAGGUUGUGUGAGUUGCUCAAUCAGAGAACUUCACCCCUGAGGAAAAACAAUUUAAAAAUUUGUGUUGAUUCUCCUGAAGGAAUGAAAUCUUUUGCACUGAAGCUCAUGAGGAAAGUUAAAGAAAUUCAGUUUAUGCCAAACUUGUACCUCUAUAAUGGUAUAAUUUCUGGAUUCUGUGGGGCAGGUAGGAUUCAGGAUGCACAUGAUCAUUUGGAGAUGAUGCAAAGGGAAGGUUUAUGUCCCAAUCAGGUGACUUAUACUAUUCUCAUUGAUGGGCAUAUCAGAGCUGGUGAAAUUGAUUGUGCCAUUGGGUUGUUCAAUAAGAUGAAUGUAGAUGGUUGUGUUCCUGAUAGAAUCACAUAUAAAACUUUGCUAAAAGGUCUUUGCCAGGCGGGUAGAUUUCCUGAUGCAUUGUCAAUAUUAUAUACGAUGCAUAAGAGGGGAUUCUUCCCUAGUAAGGCUUCUUAUGAAUAUAUACUCAAAUUUCUUUGUUCUAGUUGUUUGAGCAUUCCUGCCUUCAAAAUGUUUGAAGAAAUGAUUGCCCAUGGUUAUGUACCUCGUCCAUAUUGUUACAACUGGUUGCUUUACAUCCUAUGUGAAGAAAAACAAUUGCCUGAAGCCCGUGUGGUGCUUGAUAGGAUGUAUGAAACAGGGAAGCUUUGUUACAAAUCAAUGGAGAGGCUUUUGGGGUAAACAUUUCACAGGCAAAGAGAACUUCUCUUUUUAUGGGCAGAGUAUAUAUUUUGUUGUCUAGUGGGGAAGACAUUUCCUUGGGAAUUGGUAGGUCUUUUGCACACCCUUUUUCAGCCACACUAAAGAUUUCCAUGGGUUGCAGCUGCUAACCAUCAGGUACUCGAUUUUGUAAUUAUUGCAAUUUUCCUGCUGAGUCAAUUCUAAAAGUUGGCCUUUUUGGUUGAAAAUAAGAUUCGAUCACCAUUUUUUCAAGCACUCAAGUAGAACUGGGUAAGUAAGAUCUUUAGUUUCUUUACACUUCUUGUUGAAUUUGGCUUUGAUAUUCAUCUUCCAGGGGUUUAUUGCUUAGCAGAAGCUUUUGUUUUGUGUGGUUCAAGGUGCAUUUGAAACCAAUGACAAUGGAAUUUGCUCUAUGGAUGUAUUAACUAACUCAGAUGGUACAAUUUUUGUUGCUAGCCCUGAGAUUUAACUGGCACUAGUAGAAGCAUAAUUUUCACUUAUUCAAGGAGUGUGGUUUUUGAUUCUCAUGAGCAUCAGAUUAGUUGAUGAUAAUUAUGAAUUAACAGGCUUUAUCAUUUCAAUUUGCUUUGGGGUUUUCUGUUAGGGUUUGUUUAUUUCAUUGCAGGUUGUCAUUCAAUUUAUAGAUUGGCUUGCAGUUUAUAUCAACAACAAAGGAGGAGGAUCCCAAUACGAAGCAAUUUCAUCCGCUUCCAUUGGUUUAUCAUCUCUUGUAAUAGGGGAAUUAGGUUGCUUAUCAAAUCCUUUCUUUCUCUUAAAGUCACUUUGUAAUUGCACCCACUGUAAUAAUUGAUCAUUAUAAUGUGCUUUAGGUUGAAGGCAAAGCUGACUUCUUUAUCGUUGUGUGUUUAAAUUUAAUAAAGGGACACAGCUUCUGGUUUGCUGCCUUCUUUCUUUCUAACUCUCUCCAAAUUUUCACUGGCUGUUGGGCUUUGCUUCGAUUAUUCAACCGAGCAACACAGACAUCAUUAGUUGAAAUGCAGAAUGAUUCAUCAGCUCUUUCAGGUUUCCAUUAGGUACUUGUAGUUAUAGAUUGAGAGGUUUGAAGAGAUUGACCAAAAAUAUUGAGAAGGGAAACUGUGAUGUAGAGGCAAUCAUAUCUGCUGCUGUGAGGAAGAAUAUUAAGAAGGCACUUGCCCAAAAAAAAUAAAUAAAUUAAGAAGCGCAAAAUAACACUGUUUUGGCAGCUUAGAGCUUUUAAGUGAAGAUAUAUGCCUGUUUCAUUUUCACGAGCCUGCAUGCGCUGUUGCGAUGGUGAGGAUCAUUUACACUCCGUUUUGCUUUGAAACUUUGUGCUUGUAUUUACUUAGUGAGCAAUGCUAUGUGCACUAAAAUAAGUAUCAAAUUCGAUAUCAAUAAUGAUAUGUUAUCAUGUGAUUGCGUGUUACUUUAUCCUUAACUUAAAAUUAAUUAAUUACAUAGUGACAUAUUAUUAUUAGUACUUAAUUUGGUAUUCAUUUUAAGUGUAUAUAAUUUUAUUGUUAUUUAGUUGUAUUAAAGUUGACAAAUGAAGAAUGUUUCUUUUUCUUUGAACAGAUUUUCAGCAUACUAUUUAAUCUGCUUUCUAUGUUCUAAUUUGUUCUUAGACAAACUUUGAUCGAGCUUUUAGUUUUUGAAAUUUUGUAUUAUUUUGCUUCAUUAUACGCUGUGAGAGGUUUUUUAUGCCUCCCCGGGAACUUCAAAUGCAAAGACUGCAAGAAAUUCCAGAUGAGCAUAUACUGAUUUUUACUAAAUUUGGGGUAUUGUUUCUUCACCUUAUUUUGGUAAGAUUUAUUGGUUUAUAUAUUUAUGCAUUCUAGAUCUGACCUACAUGAUGAUCAAUUAAUUAUAAAGUUUUUAGUCAUUAGUUUCGUUCCAAUAAACAAGAAAUUUUGUAAAUAGAACCUGUCACAGUUUGUUUUCUGAUGUAUGUACAUAAUAAGUUAAUGGAGCUGUGUUUUAUUUAUUAAUGUAAUCGUGUGAAUAUGUAGAAUGUAUUGAAGUGAUCAUAAACAUGAUUAUUAAUAUUGUACAAAGGCUUCAUAUAAGGGUGUAUUGAAAAUUUGUAUGAUUUGGUGGGCAUAUCAUCCAUGAUACAUAGUUUGAUUGAGAAGCUGUCUGUACUUUUAAAACUUUUACGAAGUUUGUCUUGUGAUUACCUUUAUAUUUGAUGAUGAAGAACAUAUUUUUUUGCAUAUAGCACUUGCUGGUAUUAGGCGUAUCAAUCUGGAAGAUCUGAGAUGGAGAGUUUUCGAUGCUGAAGGCCAGAUUGGACAUGUUACACAUUUUCUUUUCGUAUCCUGUUGUUUCUUAGGGAAUAUUGGACUAGUUAAUCUGAAUAUCAAUUGUUUUCAUAGGAAGAUUCAUAUUACACUAUUUCUUUUUGCUGGACUAGUUAAGCAAUCACCCAUGCAACCUUUUCGUUCUGGGUUCUGCUUUUGAGCUGAGAUGUUGUGAUUGCACACUCAUUACCCGUUCCAUGGUGAGUCAUAGCCAUAGCUGACGAAAGUCGUUCUUUUAUUAGAACAAAUUUUGUAGGGCUUAUUUUCA